Molecule: messenger RNA, 2159 nt
Organism: Salarias fasciatus (jewelled blenny)
Lineage: Eukaryota; Metazoa; Chordata; Actinopteri; Blenniiformes; Blenniidae
Gene: glcci1a
Product: glucocorticoid induced 1a
Biological process (GO): podocyte development
Cellular component (GO): cytoplasm
Source: RefSeq, a predicted model, not a curated record
CUUGUUGCACUGCCGCCGAGGGGGAGCUGCCGGACGAGCCACCAGCUCCCCUCCGUCCUCCCGCCGCUCCGUACCGGUCCAGCUGCACCCUGUCCGAUCCGAUCCCCGGUGCCGUACGGGCUCCUGCGUGGAAACCACCAGAGCCCAACCCGCCGCUCCUCUUCCUCCUCCUCCCCCUCCUCCUCCUCCGUAGCCGGGAGCAACACAGGACCGACGACGUCCCGUUGCUCCAGUCCCGCCAACCCGGCUGGAAGCGGCUCGGACGGCAGGCUGGUCCCCAGCAGAGGCUGUGUCCAGCGGACAGCGGGAGCUUCCCGGACCGGCCCGAGCGCCCACCUGUCUCCAGGAGGAGGCAACCUGAGCAGCAACCUUAGCAGCAACUUCACCAGCAACCUGAGCAGCAACCUGAGCAGCAACCUGAGCAGCAACCUGAGCAGCAACCUGAGCAGCAACUUCACACAACCUGAGCAGCAACCUGAGCAGCAACCUGAGCAGCAACCUGAGCAGCAACCUGAGCAUCAGCUCCACCAGAGACAGCUCGGCCAGCAACUCAGCACCCUGAGGCUCCCCGAGGGGGCGCUGAGUACCAGCAAGUCCAGCCGGAGCCUCAGGGACCACUGUGAGCAGGGACCAGCAACCGGGUCCCAACACCGGGUCCCCAACCUGCACGACACCAGGUCCCCAACAACCUGCCCAACAACCGACCCAACACCUCCAGUCCCCCGUCACCCGGACUGCCGGGGUCUGGGAGCUGAGUGGGACUGUGGCGCUCCUGCAGACUCCUGGCAUGUCCUGUCGAAGUCGUCCCAGAUGCCGCUGUCCAACAUCACGUGCCCACCGUCCAUCUCCAGGGUGCCCAGCAGCAUGGAGGGCAUCAACCACGAGCUGGAUAAGGUCUUCAUCAGAGACGGCGAGAAGGAGGAGCUGAAGUCCCUGGAGGUGCCGGACGGCCGCCGGGCGCCCUUCCCCCAGCAGCGCGGCGGGACCCCCGGACCCCUCGGCCCCCGACGCUCCAGCAGCUGCUCCAGCCUGUCGCCCUGCCCCUCGCCCGCCUGCCCCCCCUCGCACGGCAGCCCCUACUCCACCGUGGAGCUGCUGUACGACCGCGCAAAGUCAGCCAGAGACAGUGGAAGCAGCUCUCCACUGCCCAAGUUCGCAUCGUCCCCCAAACCCAACAACAGCUACAUGUUCAAGCGCGAGCCGCCGGAGGGCUGCGAGAAGGUCCGGGCCUUCGAGGAGAUGAGCUCCAGGUCCUCGUCCUCGUCCUCGUCCUCCGCUCCGCUCUUCUCCUGUCCGGAUAAGAACAAGGUCAACUUCAUCCCGACCGGCUCCGCCUUCUGCCCCGUCAAGCUGCCGGCCGCCGCGGCCCCCCCCGACGGCCCCUCCUACGGCCCUCAGGUCUCCAGCACCAGCACAGAGGACCCCCCGGACGAGGCCGGCCCCCACUCAGAGACUGCAGAGCCCCACACAGACGGCCCCCCCAGCAGCUAAGACCCCGAGCAGAGCCGGCCUCUGGCUGCGGACCACCACACACCGCUGCCCCCCCCCCCCUCCCAGGUCCGGGCUGACCCUCAACCAACCACCUUCUGUCUGCAUGACGUAGCAGCAAUGUCCCCAAAUCCACCACCAAGGGUCACCCCCCCCCCCCCCCCCCCCCCCCCCCCCCACCCCCCCCCCGCCCCCGCCCACCCACCGCUCUGCUGAGUCCUGUGGGCUCCGGGGGUGCAGUUUAAACUGGUAAUAUAUUUGAUUAAAUUAUGUGUUUUCAACUUUCACAGUAAGAAUAAGCUUCACACACACACCACACACACACACACACACACACACACACACCACACACACACACACACCACUCUAUGAAAAGAUGAUGCUGGUUUGAAACCCCAGACUGUUUAGCAUGUUGCUCACAGCAGAACAGCUGAAGUGUUCAGGUCUAUGCCCCCCCCCCCAGGCAAGCCCCCCCCCCCCCCCUUGUCUCUCUUCAGGGAUCUCAGUCGGUCUGCUCUCAGGUCAACGUGGAACCAACAUCUGCAGGAGGGGGAGCUGUGUGUGUGUGUGUGGUGUGUUGUGUGUGUGUGUGUGUGUGUGGGUGUGUGUUGUGUGUGUGUGUGUGUGUGUUCUCGUAUUCUAUCCUUGUUGGGGCCAAAUGUCCCCACAAG